Caenorhabditis sp. 36 PRJEB53466 is the source of this 1317-nucleotide messenger RNA. The record is from the annotation of a GenBank genome assembly. NCBI's taxonomy places the organism in Eukaryota, Metazoa, Nematoda, Chromadorea, Rhabditida, Rhabditidae.
AUGAAGCAAAAAGUGAAGGAGAAGACAGGCCGCUCGAAAGCCACAACGUGAGUUUGGCCCCCUCCAAACCGGCGAGACGAUUAGCGUCGACUUUUCAGUCUUCCUGAAGACGUCGAAGGCUCGAUCAGCUUCUUCAAAGCGCUGCAGCCACGUGUCAAGGACCUGCACAAACACAUGAACGACCUGAACGACGUGUUCAAGUGGCACAAGAAGGCCAACUUUCUGAGCCCGCUCGCGAAUCUCGGGCGGCUCGGCGACAAGGUCGACGUGAAGCCGUUCGAGGAGGCCGUCAACGCGAGACAGGCGGCCGAGGCCGACUCGCAGAAAGGAGUGAGUCGACCACCACCGCCACCACCGCUUUUUUCAUUUUCAGCUGGGCAACGAGAUCGACAAGUUCAAGGCGUACUUUCAAAACGACUGCAAGCUGCAGCAGGAGUGCAUCGCCGCCGUCAAUCGCACCCGUUUGGAUAUGGACAGCGCAAACAGCACGUACGUCGGAAACGAGACGGAGGCGAACAAGAUGCGCGCCGACGCGGCCACCAAAGAGUUCGAGGCGGCGUGUGCCAGGUGAGCGAGUGUCGCACAGUCUCCUCAGAGCUGACAAUGGGCGCGCAAGUGCGCCCCGCCCAAUUAGAGUGAUACAUUGGCGCGAAAUUCAAAUUUUAACAGCAAAAUUUGUGUUUUUUGCGAGAUUAGCUACGAAAAACCAAUAAUCUCUCGUUUGACUUUCGAUAGACCGAUUGUAUAGGCUAUUACGAAUUUUUUAAGCGUAAGAGCGUUAAAUUUGGUCAAGUCGCACAUCACAUUUAUUCGUUUGAACGUUUUUGGCUAAAACUGCGUGAAUUUUAGUUGCUUUUCGGUAGUUUUCGCGGUUCGAGCGCUCAAAAUGCUUGUAUUUACGUGAUUUAUCAUUCUCAAAACCAAUUCUGUCGGAAAACGGUCAAGAAAGCGCAAAAUGAGAAGUGCGGCGAUCGGCGGCGAAGGCGAAGAAGCAAAGUCCGCGAAAAAUGCGCCAAAACGUCAUUAAUUCUGAGAAUUAGUGUGUUUUCAUGCCAAACAAUCAUUUUUCAUCGCCGUUGACCACAAAAAUCUGAAAAAAACCUGCUCAAUUCAUGAAAACGCCAUUUGGCCGCCGAGGCCACGCCCAUAUUGACAGCUCUGGAGACCGUGUGUCGUAGAAUCUGAAGAAUUGUCAGUGAACACGCGUGUGAUUGCAGAGUGCGCGAACUCAUCAACGGAAUCAAAGACCUCGAGGCGAACCAUUCGGCGUGGAUGGACUCGAUCAUCAAGGAAAUGAAGGUGGCGUUCCGCAAGUGA